Molecule: messenger RNA, 2202 nt
Organism: Serinus canaria (Common canary)
Lineage: Eukaryota; Metazoa; Chordata; Aves; Passeriformes; Fringillidae
Product: proto-oncogene Mas-like
Exons: 2
Coding region: 156-1112 (318 amino acids)
Biological process (GO): G protein-coupled receptor signaling pathway
Cellular component (GO): membrane
Molecular function (GO): G protein-coupled receptor activity
Source: RefSeq, a predicted model, not a curated record
CACCAUGGCUUUUUAAACAGUGGGUGCCCAGCCCAGCACUGCAGGAUGACACAAGGACUCGAGCUGCACCCCAUGUCACACCAUCCACAGGACAACAUUGCCGGGCACGGGCGCUGAAAUUCCCAGGAACGCAAAAAAGGUCCGAAUCACCCAUUAUGAGAUCCUCAACCACACCAAUCGUCCUUCCAACCACAGCCAUCCAUGUUCCUGGGACCAACCAGAGCGGGGCUGUGGGACAAUCCGAGCCAUCCUACACUGUCCUCAAGUUCAUGGAGAGCUUCUGCCUGCUGAGUGCUGCCUGUGGGAUGGCUGGGAACGGCCUGGUCCUGUGGUACCUGGGCUUCCGCAUCCGCAGGAACCGCUUCACCGUCUACAUCCUGAACCUGGCGGCCGCCGACUUCGGGUACCUGCUGUGCAUCGCCGUGGAGACCGUGCAGUACCUGAUGCAGUUCAACGUGGGGGUGCAGUUUGGGAUAUUCCUCUUCCUGGAUCUCUUCAUGUACGGCACGGGCCUGUACCUGCUGACGGCCAUCAGCAUUGAGCGCUGCCUGUCCGUGCUGUCCCCCAUCUGGUGCCGGACACACCGCCCGAAGCACCUGUCUGCCGUGGUGUCCAGCCUGCUCUGGGCCCUGUCCCUGCUCCUGAACAUUCUGGGAUAUGUUCUGUGCACUGUCCGUCCCUCUCCCAGGGCCUGCCAGCGCCUGCUCAUCGCCAUCGGAACCUUGGAUUUCCUCGUCUGUGCACCCCUCAUGCUGCUCUUCAGCCUCACCCUCUUCCUGCGGGUCAAGUGCAGCUCCCAGCCCUUCCCAACGGGCCGGCUCUUCACCGUCAUCAUGCUCACCAUCCUCCUCUUCCUCAUUUUCGCUGUGCCCCUCAGUGUCCUCAUCCUCCUGGACUUCCUGGGCCUCAAGUUCCUGUAUUCCCCAGAGAUUGGCUUUGUGCUGUCCUGCAUCAACAGCACCCUCAACCCCGUCAUUUACUUCCUGGUGGGAAGCUACAGGGAUCGGAAAUUCAGGCUCGCCCUCAGGCUGGCAUUCCAGAGGGCCUUCCAAGACUCAGCGGAUGACAGAGACGAGCGGGAAACGCGGGAUACGAUAACCAUGUCCUCCUGAAAUCCUGCCUGGAAUGUCUUGGCAGAACUGAAGAACUCUGAGGUACUAGGGAAGGUUCAUCUCGCCUGACCCUCAGUACCCUCUCUGUAGAUAUUUUAGGUCAUUAUUUUAAGUCUCUGUUAUUUUAAGACCCCCUUUGGGUUAUUAUUUUAAGUGCCCCAUAUGGUACACAAGGUCCUGGAUCACAGAAUUUACCUGACCUGUAUUUAGGACACAUUAAAAUUACCUGUUUCUUUCCAGUGACUUUUAAAUAAUAUUCAUUUGAUAAGGCUGAAAUGUCUUUGUGUCUGAAUUUCAUCAAAGAAAUCCUGCUCAGGAUCAAUCAUUGUCAUUCAUAAACUCAUAACUUCUGUGUUGCUUUUCACUCACAUCUCUGAAAAUGAGAUCAGUACCAACAAUCCUCCUGUUGGAAGCAGACAUAAAAUUCCUGGAAGGAGAAUCCAUCUAUUCCUCUUAACUUAGAAUUCCCAUCCUAUGUCAGAGCACACACACAGCCUUUUGUGGCUCACAGAGGAAUGGUCACAUUAGAAAGCCCAGAUCCAUUCUGGGCUUCCUAAUGUGAGCAUUUCAAGGACUGAAAAGAUUCACAUCCACCAAGUCCAUUUUUCUCUGAACCAGGGAUGUUUCCACACCACAGAGCAGAAGAGGGCUCCAACUCCUUCCAACUUGCUUUAAAAAUUUAUUCACCGAGUUUCAUCCUAGCUUACACUGCAUUUCAAAGAAAUAUGGGACUGGAGAUUAGUAUUUUAUAUUAUUUUAUUGUUACAUGUUAUUUUAAUUCCCUCCAGCCCUUGGCACAGUCUCUGCAUUUAUCUACAGCAUGCAUUGGGUUGUAAUUUCUUCCUUUCAAAGGACACUUCAGAAACCAUGGCUUUUAAUCUCCUUCACCAAUAGAAAUAAAUCUAAGGAUAGUGGGAAAAAUACAGGAAACAGAACAAGGUAAAUAAAUACCAUGAUAUUCAACAAAUUAUUCUCUAAACCAAGUUCUUUGAGGAGCAAAUUGGGAUUAUUUGUGCUAUCAGACUACCUAACAUUUAUUCUUUUAACCAAAAUUAUUAGUAAAAGUCAGUGUGGGUAAUUUUCUUUGAAA